Molecule: messenger RNA, 1042 nt
Organism: Euleptes europaea (tarantolino)
Lineage: Eukaryota; Metazoa; Chordata; Lepidosauria; Squamata; Sphaerodactylidae
Gene: DOLPP1
Product: dolichyldiphosphatase 1
Exons: 8
Coding region: 34-750 (238 amino acids)
Biological process (GO): lipid biosynthetic process; protein N-linked glycosylation
Cellular component (GO): endoplasmic reticulum membrane; intracellular membrane-bounded organelle
Molecular function (GO): dolichyldiphosphatase activity
Source: RefSeq, a predicted model, not a curated record
GGUUGUGGCGGCCCGGCCCGGUAUCCGGGUAAGAUGGCCGCAGUCGGAGAGUGCUCGCUCCCGGUUCCUUGGAAGUCGGUGUCUCUCACUCACGUCGAGUAUCCAGCAGGUGACAUCACCGGCCAUCUCCUUGCCUACGUGAGCCUAGGCCCCGUUUUCAUCAUCGUUGGCUUUGUCACACUCAUCGUUUUCAAGAGAGAGCUUCACACGAUCUCCUUCUUGGGGGGGCUGUUCCUCAACGAAGGUGUGAAUUGGCUAAUAAAGAAUAUUAUUCGGGAGCCACGGCCUUGUGCAGAAAUCCACGCAUCAGUGCAUUCGAAGUACGCAAUGCCUUCUAGCCACUCCCAGUUCAUGUGGUUUUUCUCCAUGUACUCGUUUCUCUUCCUCUAUUUAAGAAUGCACCAAACAAACAACGCCAGAUUCCUAGACCUGUUGUGGAGACACAUCCUGUCCCUCUUCCUCCUAACAGUGGCCUUCCUAGUCUCAUACAGCAGGGUCUACCUGAUGUACCACACCUGGAGCCAAGUUGCGUAUGGAGGGGUUGUGGGAAGCAUCAUGGCCGUAGUGUGGUUUGUCUUCACACAGGAGAUCUUAACGCCGUUGUUCCCACGGAUAGCUGCGUGGCCAAUAUCAGAGUUCUUCUUAAUCCGAGAUACCAGUCUCAUCCCAAACAUCCUAUGGUUUGAAUACACAGUCACCAGAACAGAAGCAAGGACCCGACAGCGUAAGCUGGGCACGAAGCUUCAGUGAACUUGGGAAGCUCCGGAAGUGAACUGCACGACUCUAUCGACCAGUGUGGGGCCAGACGAGAGACCUGUACAGAGAAGCGGAGGAGGCUUUUAAGAGAUGGACCAAAAAGAACAAGCAGGGACCAGGUCCUGAAGACCCAGAGGCCUUGACGACAAGCUGGCCACUCCUCGCUGCAUGCUGGGAACUGGACCAGAGCAGAAUCCAUUUAUACUGCAGCUGCACAGCGUUGGUUGGGAUCUGACCCUCUUUUGGGGGCACAAUCCACCAAGGGAUGUUUCUUGCACAAGCCCCC